Messenger RNA from Camellia sinensis, 1063 nucleotides. NCBI's taxonomy places the organism in Eukaryota, Viridiplantae, Streptophyta, Magnoliopsida, Ericales, Theaceae. The record is from RefSeq and is a predicted model, not a curated record.
AUGGGGUUGACGAGGGCUGUGAUUCCGUCUUCCCCUAGCAUCUCUCCUGGAGGUAUGUCGUUGUGGCUCCAGAUCCGCCAUGGGAGGUAUGUCGUUGUGGCUCCAGAUCCGCCAUGGGAGGGACAGAAGAAUGUGGUUGAGAGUAUAAUCACAAAAGAAGCUUCUAUGAUUGUCACUGCCGAAGAGGGAAAUGGACCUAAACGAAGGACUAGACGCAUGGUUAUGAUGAUGCCGACGGAGAUUCAGGUUUGGGUUACUGCAAUUUUUCCACAAAACAUUAUCACAUGUUCAGGAGACACAACUUAUGAUGAAGACAGAAAUUCUAAGAGAAGGGCAAUACUGUUGGGAGUAGGAGCAUUAGCUUUGAGUUCAUGCCCUGCAAGUUCACUCAUUGCUGAAGAAAUACCACGAAACUAUGAAGCUUUUGUCGACAAAUCCGAUGGCUAUUCAUACUAUUACCCCUCAGAUUGGAGGGAAUUUGAUUUCAGAGGGCACGAUUCUGCAUUCAAAGACCGGUAUCUGCAAUUACAAAAUGUUCGGGUGAGCUUUAUUCCAACUGACAAGAGAGAUAUCCAUGAUUUAGGCCCUAUGGAAGAGGUUGUUUCCAAUUUGGUUAGACGUGUUUACUCAGCACCGACUCAAAUGGCAAAUGUAUUUGACAUGCAAGAGCGAACAAUUGAUGGGAAAAACUAUUAUACCUUUGAGUAUGCACUUACAUCUCCAAACUUUUCUCGAGCAGCUUUUGCAACCAUAGCAAUUGGAAAUGGGAGAUACUACACGCUAAUCGUGGGAGCAAAUGAGAGACGGUGGAGACGAGUGAGAAACCAGCUCAAAGUGGUGGCAGACUCUUUCAAAGUGCUCGACAUCUGAAAUGGACAUAUUAUGGAGUUGCAGAAUCAGAAUAUUUUAUCGGAAGGGAAUGUUUUUUUUUUUAUUAAUUCUUUUCUCAGAGAUGAACAGCUAUUGAAGAAGUGUGUACAUGUCCAUGGCUAGUCCUUGUUAAACCCUUACAUAUUUUAGCAGCUAAUAUAUACAUAUUUUCAAUUGCUUGAUGGAUCUAAAA